UUUAAACCCCCUGAUUUACAUCCCCGACUUCUGUCGUCUUCACAAUUGUUUUGCAGAAAUGCUCGCACUUCAACUUCUGGUUGUUCUGCCCAUCUUCGUCUACAGCCAACAAGAACCUCAUCAACAUGGCUAUCGUGGUGGUCCCUACCAUGCAGCACACUGGACACGGAAGGAAGAAAAUUUGCUUAGAAGAAAUGAGAACAUGACUUUAGGAGAGUUGGAGCAGAUGGCUCAAGAACAAGAGGCAAAAAGAUUGGAAAGAUUGAAGCAGGAAUUCGAAAGAAGGGAAGAGAUGAAUAAGAAGGUUGAUAAAAUGGUACUGGAAGGCUUCAUAAAACUUGUGCACGAUUAUAUGGUAUACAGUGCCAUUGGGCGCAGUAAGAAUAUGACACUAAGGGAGUUUCGUGCGGCGAUCCAAGAGUUCAACAAAAAGUACCCAGGAAAGGUUUUGUAUUUUGAGCAAAUGCGCCGCGAGAUGAAGGAGAAGCUUGCAAGAGAAGCUUAUGAGGCGAAGGAAAAUGAGACGAAAACAGCAGGAAAUUGAGCUAUUUCACUAACUUUCCUCAAAAUUUAAUCUGUGUUCAUAAGUGCAUGACUUGUCUAUUUAUGUGAUGAAAAUAAAGGGCGGGAGUAACUCC
This is a messenger RNA of Cylicocyclus nassatus, 638 nucleotides long. The record is from the annotation of a GenBank genome assembly. Lineage: Eukaryota; Metazoa; Nematoda; Chromadorea; Rhabditida; Strongylidae.